GCGGAGCUGCACAGUGGCGCAUCGGUGGAAGUGCAGCGUCAACAGCGGUGGGGAAAAAAAAAAUUGGGAUUGUAAUAACACUCCGCCCGCAGCCCGAUGGAAGCGGCCGUCAACCCGCCUCACGACAGCUCUCUGGUCGGGUUGUCAAGUGGCGGGAUGGACCAACACACCAGUUCUGGCAAACGCAUUCGCAAACCCUCCUUGCUGUACGAGGAUUUUGAGAGCCCGUCUCUGCCACACACGAUGCCACAGGGGCCUCCUGUCCCACCACAACCCCCAGUGAAGGAUCCCAGCCGGCCUGGCCGCAUGACCAACCAGCUGCAGUUUCUCCAGAGGACCCUGAUGAAGUCUCUGUGGAGGCAUCACUUUGCCUGGCCUUUCCACGAGCCUGUGGAUGCCUACAGGCUUAACUUACCGGAUUACCAUAAAAUUAUCAAACAACCCAUGGAUAUGGGAACCAUAAAAAAGCGCCUGGAGAACAACUUCUACCGCAGUGCGAGUGAGUGCAUACAGGACUUCAACACAAUGUUCACCAACUGCUACAUCUACAACAAGCCGACAGACGACAUUGUGCUGAUGGCCCAGUCCUUAGAGAAGAUCUUCCUCCAAAAGGUGGCCCAGAUGCCCCAGGAUGAAAUUGAGCUGCCUCCUCCAGCUCCUCGAAGCAAGAACAGCAGGGGAAGAGGUCGCAAAUCUUCAUCGAGGGCUCAGCAGGUGCCAGCAGUGUCCCAGUCAGCCUACUCCCCUUCUUCCUCGGACACUGGGGAGUCCAUGCUGGCCAACUCUCCACAGACUGUGCUGACCAAAAGCCUUCCUCCGGCCAACAUCAUGGGCCUGCCCCCUACACAGCCCACAACCAAGAAAAAAGGUGUGAAACGUAAGGCCGACACAACCACCCCCUCCACCAUGGGUUUGAGUGUGGGUAUGUCGGGACCAACGCACAUGGUGGGCUUGGGGAAAGGAGGCCACGGGGGCCAGGUCCACGACACCUCCAUGCACAGCAUCUCGUCCAUGGGGGGCAUGAGCUUGGAGACCCCUCCUGGGAUGGGCCUGGUCAGGGGCCCCGGAGGUCCAGUCCUGCUCCAGCCAAUGAUGUCAGCCACUGGACGCAGAGUGGGUAGCGGGCGCCCAAUUAAACCCCCCAAGAAGGACUUGCCUGAUUCUGUCCAGCCCCAGCCCUCGAGGAAGGGCAAACUGAGCCCUCAGCUGAGGUACUGCAGCGGGCUGCUGAAGGAAAUGUUGUCAAAGAAACAUGCUGCGUACGCCUGGCCUUUCUACACACCUGUGGACGCAGCUGCACUGGGACUUCAUGACUAUCAUGAUAUCAUUAAGUGUCCCAUGGACCUCAGCACCAUCAAGAGGAAGAUGGACUGUCGUGAAUACAGGGACGCUCAGCAGUUUGCUAGUGAUGUCAGACUCAUGUUCUCCAAUUGCUACAAGUACAACCCACCCGACCACGAUGUCGUGGGCAUGGCACGGAAGCUGCAGGAUGUGUUUGAGUUUCGUUUUGCCAAGAUGCCCGAUGAACCACACAUGGAUCACACAGCCAUGUCAAUGAGUGGCCACCCGACAUCCUCGUCCUCCUCUUCUUCCUCCUCCUCGUCCUCUUCAUCCUCCACUUCUGAGAGUGAGCCCAGCAGUGAGAGUGAAGAGAGCGAGAGCAGCCCCAACUCGGACAGCGAGGAAGAGCGAGCACACCGCUUGGCCGAGUUACAGGACCAGGUGUGCACACAGCUCCGGGCCGUGCAUGAGCAGCUGGCUGCCCUCUCUCAAGGCCCCAUCGUCAAGCCGAAGAAGAAGAAAGAGAAGAAGGAGAAAAAGGAGAAGAAGAAAAAGAAGAAGCUGGAGAAGCGAAGUCGGGGUGGCAGAAGUAGAGCUGGCUCUGAGGAAUGGAAAAUGCCCGGCAAGAUACUGAAAAGCAAGUCUGCCAGAGCAGGUGGUUCACAGCCCAAGAAAAGCCAGGGGAAGAAGAGUAACAAGAACAGCAAAGCCGCAAAGAAGCCGUUCUACCCCCCAGUGGCCCCUUCAAUGCUGCCGCACUACGACUCAGAGGAAGAGGAGGAGAUCGUGCCCAUGUCUUAUGAUGAGAAGCGCCAGCUGAGCCUUGACAUCAACAAGCUACCAGGGGAGAAGCUGGGUCGCGUGGUUCACAUCAUUCAGUCAAGGGAGCCUUCACUGAGGGACACCAACCCCGAGGAGAUUGAGAUUGACUUUGAAACACUCAAGCCAUCGACGCUGAAAGAGCUGGAGCGCUAUGUCAUGACCUGUCUGAGGAAGAAGCCCCGUAAGCCUUAUGGUGAAAUAGCAGCAAAGAAAGGCAGCAUUGGCAAGUCCAAAGAGGAGCUAACUCUCGAGAAGAGGAGGGAGCUGGAGAGGAGGCUGCAAGAUGUCAGUGGGCAACUCAAUUCUGUGAAGAAACCUACGAAACCUAAAGUGGAGAAGCCCAGCACUGUAGAGACGCACACCCAGCCCGCACGCCUCAGCGGCAGCAGCUCCAGCUCCGACUCAUCAUCCUCCUCUUCCUCGUCCUCGUCCUCAGACACCAGUGAUUCAGACUCUGGUUGAGAUCCUUAGCACUGGCUAAGAGAGAAAACACUAAUAACUCAGGGACUUGGGCUGGCCCAGGACACAACACACCCUGAAACAGUAGUAGGCUGAGAUAUUAGAUACCAUGGCAAAAAAAAAAACACUCCAAGUGGACUCCUAGAAUGUUUUGAAUGUGGGACUGAGGGAUGUGAAACAUCUCUGUGGAUAAUUGUAGAACCCAAACACUAAAUGCCUUGGUUUCCCCUUCCUCCCCUUUGUAAAUACUUGUACAAAUUUAUGUUUCUUUUAUAAAGAAGAAUUUUAUGGUGAUCCCCCAAAGAGGGAAGCGGAGUAAUAAAAAAAGAAAAAAAAGGAUGUGGAAAGAUGGGCCUUACUCCAGAUCUGCUUUGGCUGGCCUUACGCUGUGUCCGCUGUGGUGAGGGAAUGGAAGUGUUUAUUUAUUUGUUUUCUUCACUCACAUUUCCUCAGACGUUACUGGAAUUUGAACCAGCAACCUUUUGGUCACAAGCCUUGCUUUUCUAACAUCUGGCCUUCUACCACGCUCCAUUUUUAGAUCAACCCCUAGAUUCAGCCUUAAUCAACCAGAUUGUUAAUAACGGAAAAACAACAAUAUUGUUAAAGCGCUCUAAAGAUUCCUUCUCAUGUUCACUGCUGAAGCUACUGAGCAGUGAAUAAAAACACGGCUCUGGUAUCUGCCAUUUUCAGGUCAACAUUUUUAGUUCAGUCACAGUUUGAGUUCUGGAUCAUUUCCCCUUUUUAUGUUUACGCACAUUGUUCUUUGAAAACAAAGUGGGUUUAGACAUUAGUACAGUAUAAAAAUGGCUCAACAUACUGUAAUCACAAAGUUUGCAAUUCAGUAACAUUCUCAUUCAGUUUGUAUGGAUUUUGAAGGCUGCACUGUUUUCCUAAAAGCCCACCAGCCACUUUAAGACGGACUAGUCUUCUAAAUACAACACUAAUUGAAGUAAUGUCUUCAGUAAUUUGAAAUCCGUUCUUACUGUUCAGCUUUGGUAUUUCUUCUCGACAUUUUUCUUCAUUACAUCAAACUGUAACUGAAGUGUUCAUAUAUUUCUCAAGAGCUGAACACAGGCUGCUGAAUGUUAUCUGAUAUAGUGCAGGUUUCUUAUUUUCACAUUAAUCUCUUUUAAUGUGAAGUAUUGCGUUUGUUUCUUGAAGACAUCUGUAGCACUUGAAAAACUCCGUGAAGGUUUCUUAAAGAAAUCUUCUGGCUGCUCGGCACUUACUGGAACAAAUGGUGUUGACUGAAUAAACUGAAGCAGAAUAACGCUACAAGUAAAUAAAGAUUAAAGGUAAUCUUUAUUUAGAAAUAGUCCAUGCAUAGUUGAAGCUGUUGUUGAAUGUUCAGUGAAAGACUAUAUGCUUGUAUAUACUUAAACUGUAUUUGCUGUUGCACAAACUAUUGUAUUUCUGCUGUUCAGUCUUUUAUUUUUUCAGUUACCUUGUUUCCUGUUUUUUACCUGCUGUUAUUUCUCAUUCCAGUUAACUGUCUUAGUUGUUUCCUGAAGAGCGUUCACAUGAGCAUUGCCACCUCUGGUCAAGCAGGUUGUUGCCUCUCAGAAGCAUACCUUUCAUUUGACGAGUGUAAUAAUUAAAAUAUUCUCUUCUGUAGAACGA
This is a messenger RNA of Dicentrarchus labrax (European seabass), 4182 nucleotides long. It is a transcript of the gene brd2b, whose product is annotated as bromodomain containing 2b. The coding region runs from base 97 to 2565 and encodes 822 amino acids. Gene Ontology annotation, cellular component: chromatin; nucleus. The record is from RefSeq and is a predicted model, not a curated record. Gene Ontology annotation, biological process: chromatin remodeling; regulation of DNA-templated transcription. Lineage: Eukaryota; Metazoa; Chordata; Actinopteri; Moronidae. The transcript is spliced from 12 exons.